CUUGACCACCUGGCGAUAGCGAUCAUUGCCUAUUGGAAUUCACCAUCCAGCACAGAGUGGCAAAGGCCUGCAGUAAGGCCCAGCCCUGGACUUCAGAAGGGCGGAUUUCAUUGAGCUAAGGAGACUAGUCAGGGAGGCACUGAGGUCCUGGAGGGGUGGGGAGUUGAGAGUUCAAGACGAGUGGUUGUUCCUGAAGGAGACGAUCCUCCAAGUCCGAAUGGUAGCAAUCCCAACAUGGAUCAAUGGGGGAAAGAGUGCUCAAAAGCCCCCAUGGCUCACCAAAAGCAUCCAGGAACGUCUCAAAACUAAAAGGGAGGCAUACACCCGAUGGAAGGGAGGGUCUAUCACCAGGGAGGACACCUACAGGCUGGAGAACUCCCUUCUCAUCAGUGCAGAGGCAGAAAAGGAUCUUGGAGUCGUUAUAGACUCCAAAAUGAACAUGGGCCACCAUGUAGGGACACAGUCAGGAAGGCUAACCGCACCUUGUCAUGGAUCCACAGAUGCAUCACGAGCAGGUCCAAGGAGGAGAUCCUCCCCCUCUACGCGACACUGGUCAGGCCGCAGGCCUUUCAAGUGAACAAGGACAUCAACUGUCUGACUGACUUUCUCCAGGAGUGCGAGUCUCAGCUUCAGGAAGUGAAGAAGCAGGAGAAGAAGGGCUUGUUGUACGGGAUCCCGGUCAGCGUGAAGGAUUCCAUUGAGUGCAAGGGACAUGAUUCCACAAUGGGGUUUCUGAAGAACCUCAAUCGUCCUGCUGCCGAGGACAGCGUGGUGGUCCAGGUCUUGAAGAGACAGGGCGCCAUUCCCUUUGCGAAGAGCAACGUACCUCAGGGCUUGCUGAGCUAUGACUGCAGUAACGUCAUCUUUGGGCCUACAGCGAACCCUCUGAACCACACCAGAUCGCCUGGUGGUUCCAGCGGUGGAGAAGGGGCCCUGAUCGGGAGUGGAGGAUCCAUCCUGGGCAUUGGGACUGAUAUAGGAGGGAGUCUUCGAAUCCCAGCUGCUUUCUGUGGGAUCUGUGCAUUUAAACCCACUGGGUCCAGACUCAGCCAGAAAGGAAUGGUUGCCAUUCUUCGGGGGCAAAAAUCAGCAAUACCAGCAAUCGGGCCCAUGGCACGGGAUGUGGACAGCCUGGCUCUGUUCAUGAGGGCACUCCUGUGUGAUGACUUAUUCCGCCUAGAUUCUUCUGUGCCUCCAAUGCCCUUCAAGGAGGAGGUGUAUGCCAGUUCAAGGCCUCUCCGCAUAGGGUAUUACGAUACAGAUAGUUUAACAUUGGCCACUCCUUCCAUGAGACGUGCAGUUCUGGAGACCAAGAAGCUUCUAGAGGACGCCGGCCAUACGCUGGUGCCUUUCAAACCCCACUUCUCAGAGGACUUUUUCUUUAAUGUUUGCCUAAUGGGAUUGUUUGCAGAUGGAAGUUCCACAUAUGUGGACAACUUCAAAGGGGAGUUGAAGGAACCUUAUGCCAGACAGUUUCUCCUGAUGACCAAGAUGCCUGAUUGGUUUAAAAAACUCAUAUCCUGGAUCACCGGACCAAUAAUACCUCGGUUAUCAAAAAUGUUGGGAAACCUGGUGACCAGGUCUGUGAAGGAAGUCUGGGCACUUCAUAGUGAGAUUGAGGUUACGAAACGCCUGGACACAGGAGGAGGGGUGGAUGUCGUAUACUUAGACUUCAGGAAGGCCUUCGAUACGGGGUAUAAGAGAGAAUUCAUGGCUGACUGGAGGAAGCUGGAUCUGGAUGUGAUGCUGUGUCCCAUGUUUGGCCCUGCUUUUAAGGCUGGAUAUCCUUCAAAAAUCCCAGUGCUUGUGAGCUAUACUGUUCUGCAUAACUUCUUGGACUUCCCUGCCGGGGUCGUGCCCGUCACUACAGUGACUGAAGAGGAUGAGGAAGCACUGAAGAGCUACAAGGGAUACCAUCACGACUGGUAUGACAAGCUGCUUGUGAAGGCUACUUGUGGAGCUGUGGGGCUGCCCUUGGCAGUUCAGUGUGUGGCUUUGCCAUGGGAAGAGGAGCUCUGCCUUCGGUUCAUGAAGGAGGUGGAGAGACUGACCCAACAAAAGCAAAAGCAUCUGUGAACAACGUGCACACCGCAGCGCACAGGAUGAAGAAGGCCACCCUCCUCCUCAGUGCAUCCAUCUGUUUCAACCCGUAGGGGCACAAUGUCUGUCUGGUUAAAUAACUCAAGGAUUGCUUUUGGUUGGUGAGGUAGCGUUUGUCUAUCUGCUCUGUUCCCUGGGUGCUCUCCAGGGACACGCGCUCUGCUAAUAUACUAAUACACACUUG
Messenger RNA from Alligator mississippiensis (American alligator), 2284 nucleotides. RefSeq names its product fatty-acid amide hydrolase 1-like. The transcript is spliced from 15 exons. Lineage: Eukaryota; Metazoa; Chordata; Crocodylia; Alligatoridae. Bases 328 to 2076 code for a protein of 582 amino acids. Gene Ontology annotation, biological process: fatty acid catabolic process. The record is from RefSeq and is a predicted model, not a curated record. Gene Ontology annotation, molecular function: fatty acid amide hydrolase activity; amidase activity.